AAGGCGAGCGCUGAGGGGCCAGGCAACGGGGUGGGGUGGGGUCCCCCCCUACAUAUCCAUCUCUACCUCUUUUGGAUAGAGAGGUGUCGCCCCCUGAGGAAAGCUGCCUCCCCACGGGGGGGGGGUGGAAAAACAACCUUCCUUCCCUCGCACCCCCCACCCACCCACCCCAAACCAAUCUUGGCUGAAGGAGCCGGCGCCCUCCUUGUCUGCAUGGGGAGUGAAACGAGCCUGGCUUGCGGAGCGGGGAGGGGUUUCCUGUGCGGGCUCGCUUGAGAAAAGGGGGGACUUGGAAAGUGGGGUGGUGGCUUGGAAGGAGAGAUUUCUGGGCGCGCGCCCCCCCCCUUGUCACACACAUGCACGGGAGCGAAACUGGGUCGAGGUAGUUUUCCUUGGGAUUUGUAUGUCUUUGCAGUCUCGCUUGCUGGUGCGGCGGCAGCCCCGGGGGGGAGAAAAGGAGCUGGGGGGGUGUUGCUGUUGUGCGGCUGGCUGAUGUAGGGCUCUCUCGUAGGGUCGCUUCCUUUCUUUCUCCUUCCUCUUAAAGCACGGACAGAAGAGGAAGAAAGAGAGUGAAGUCGAAGACAUACAUCCGUAGGAAGCGUCGGGGGAAGGGUGUUUUUUUUUUGGGGGGGGGGGAAUCCCUGAAAAUGAACGUCGAUGGCCUCGCGACCGCUCCUUUUCUGGACGAGGGGCAUAAUGAAAACCCUGUUGUCGCCGCUGCCCUGGCUACUUUUUGAAUUUUAUCGGGGGACCUAGCUUGGACGUAUUCUUCCUGAACUCGUGGAGCAUUUUACGGAAUUACUGCAACGGAGGGAACCUCAUACUGGCUUCUGGUUUUGUUUUGCUUUUCUUUCUUUCUUGGAAAAUCCUGAUUUGUUUUUUUUUUUAAAAAAAAGCUCUUAAGAUGGAAAACGAGAUUUUCACACCUCUUUUGGAGGUCUUCAUAUCCAGCCCUCUUGUUACGUGGGUUAAGACAUUUGGACCGUUAGCUGGAGGAAGUCCAACAAACUUGGACGAAUAUGUUGCACUUGUGGAUGGAGUUUUCUUGAAUGAAGUCAUGCUUCAAAUCAACCCUAAGGCAUCUAGUCAAAGAGUAAAUAAGAAAAUCAACAAUGAUGCAUCACUUCGAAUUCAAAAUUUAUCUAUUUUGGUGAAGCAAAUAAAAUCAUACUAUCAGGAGACAUUGCAACAAUUGAUUAUGAUGCCUUUGCCAAACAUCUUGAUAAUUGGCAAAAAUCCCUUUUCAGAACAAGGCACUGAAGAAGUAAAAAAGCUGCUUCUACUCCUCCUUGGAUGUGCAGUUCAGUGUCAGAAGAAAGAAGAAUUCAUUGAAAGAAUCCAAAGUUUAGACUUUGAUAUAAGAGCUGCUGUUGCUGCCCAUAUACAAGAGGUAACUCAUAAUCAGGAAAAUGUGUUUGAUCUCCAGUGGAUGGAUGACAGUGCUCUGUCACAUGACUGUAUUGAGUCUCUCCUAAAAAAUAUGGCAUUGCAUUUAAAAAGGCUUAUAGAUGAGCGAGAUGAGCAUUCUGAGACUAUCAUAGAACUCUCUGAAGAACGAGACUCUCUUCAUUUUCUACCUCAUGCAUCAGCAGCACAAUCACCUUGUGGAUCUCCAGGCAUGAAGCGCACUGAAAGUAGGCAACACUUAUCAGUGGAACUAGCAGAUGCCAAAGCAAAGAUCAGAAGGCUUAGACAAGAGCUUGAGGAGAAGACUGAACAGUUACUGGAUUGUAAGCAAGAACUGGAACAAAUUGAAGCUGAAUUGAAAAGACUGCAACAAGAGAAUAUGAAUUUGCUUUCAGAUGCCCGUUCUGCCAGGGUGUACCGUGAUGAACUUGAUGCUCUCAGAGAGAAGGCAAUCAGGGUUGACAAGCUUGAAAGUGAAGUCAGUCGGUAUAAGGAGAGGCUACACGAUAUUGAAUUCUACAAGGCUAGAGUAGAGGAGCUAAAAGAAGAUAAUCAAGUACUGCUAGAAACAAAGACAAUGUUGGAAGAUCAGUUAGAGGGAACCCGAGCCCGUUCUGAUAAACUGCACGAACUGGAAAAGGAAAACUUACAGUUAAAGGCAAAACUUCAUGAUAUGGAAACGGAACGUGAUAUGGACCGGAAGAAAAUUGAGGAACUUAUGGAGGAAAAUAUGACACUUGAAAUGGCUCAGAAGCAAAGUAUGGAUGAAUCACUGCAUUUGGGCUGGGAACUUGAACAAAUAAACAGAUCAUCUGAACUUUCUGAAGCGCCACGAAAGUCACUUGGUCAUGAAGUGAAUGAACUGACUUCAAGUAGGUUACUGAAACUAGAAAUGGAAAACCAAAGUUUGCUAAAGACUGUGGAAGAGUUGCAAAAUGCAGUGGGAUCUGCAGAAGGCAGCAGUUCAAAAAUGCUGAAAAUGGAAAAGGAAAACCAAAGACUAAGUAAAAAGCUGGAAGGACUUGAGAAGGAACUUUCUGAAGAGAAACAAGGUCUUCAGAAUAGUCAGAAUCUUAGCAAAGAUCUAAUGAAAGAGAAAGCCCAACUUGAAAAGACUAUUGAGACUCUAAGAGAAAACUCAGAGAGACAGAUUAAAAUCCUGGAACAAGAGAAUGAGCAUUUGAAUCGAACAGUGGCUUCCCUCAGACAGCGUUCACAAAUUAGUGCUGAAGCAAGAGUGAAAGAUAUUGAAAAGGAAAAUAAAAUUCUCCAUGAAUCUAUUAAAGAGACAAGCAGUAAAUUAAAUAAGAUAGAAUUUGAAAAGAAGCAACUGAAGAAAGAGUUAGAACAUUAUAAAGAGAAGGGAGAAAGAGCAGAUGAACUGGAGAAAGAAGUUCAACAUCUUGAAAAAGAAAAUGAACUAUUACAGAAAAAGAUUACCAACUUAAAGAUUACAUGUGAAAAAAUAGAUUCCUUAGAACAAGAGAACUCAAGUCUAGACACUGAAAACAGAAAGCUGAAAAAGACUCUAGAUAGUCUUAAAAAUCUCAGCUUUCAAUUAGAGUCAUUAGAGAAAGAGAACACACAACUUGAUGAAGAGAAUUUAGAGCUCAGAAGAACAGUUGAAACUUUGAAAAGUACAAAUAUCAAGAUGGCUCAGUUAGAGCUAGAAAAUAAAGAACUGGAAAGUGAGAAAGGACAGCUUCAAAAGAGCCUGGAUCUUAUGAAAACUUCUUUUAAGAAGACUGAACGCUUAGAAGUAAGUUAUCAGGGUUUGGAUACAGAAAACCAAAGACUGCAGAAAGCCCUAGAAAACACCAACAAAAAGAUUCAGCAUCUAGAAAGUGAACUACAGGAUCUAGAGACGGAAAAUCAAACCUUACAAAAAAACCUGGAAGAACUCAAAAUCUCUAGUAAACGCUUAGAAAAAUUAGAAAAAGAGAACAAGCUUUUGGAGCAAGAGACCUCUCAGCUAGAAAAAGAUAAGAAACAGCUGGAAAAAGAGAACAAGAGGCUUCGACAACAAGCAGAUAUUAAGGAGAGCACAUUAGAAGAGAAUAAUGUAAAAAUUGGUGAUCUGGAAAAAGAGAACAAGUCACUCGUUAAGGAAAUUGGUAUAUGUAAAGAAGCUUCUGUUCGUUUAAAAGAGAUUGAAAAGGAAAAUAAAGAGCUUGUUAAAAGAGCCACCAUUGACAAGAAAACGCUUGUCACAUUACGGGAGGAUUUGGUGAAUGAAAAACUGAAGACACAGCAGAUGAAUAAUGAUUUAGAAAAGCUUACACAUGAACUUGAAAAGAUAGGUUUAAAUAAGGAGCGCCUCUUGCAUGAUGAGCAGAGUUCAGAUGAUAGCAAAUACAAGCUACUGGAGUCAAGAUUAGAAUCCACAUUGAAAAAGUCACUUGAAAUAAAAGAAGAAAAAAUUGCUGCUUUGGAAGCUCGAUUAGAAGAAUCAACAAAUUUAAAUCAACAACUGCGCCAGGAACUUAAAACAGUGAAAAAGAAUUAUGAGGCCCUCAAGCAAAGACAAGAGGAAGAGAAAAUGGUACAGAAUUGUUCGUCAAAAACUGAUGAAGAAAGUUUGUCUGUCAAUAAAUGGGAACGAGAGAGCCAAGAAACUACUAGAGAACUUUUAAAGGUUAAAGAUAGAUUGAUUGAAGUUGAGAGAAAUAACGCAACUCUGCAGGCAGAGAAGCAAGCCCUGAAAACACAACUAAAGCAGCUUGAGACGCAGAACAAUAAUGUGCAAGCUCAGAUUGUGGCACUUCAGAGACAGACUGUUUCCUUACAGGAGCAAAAUACAACGCUGCAAACUCAGAAUGCCAAGCUUCAGGUAGAAAAUUCUGCUAUUAAUUCGCAAAGUACAUCUCUUAUGAAUCAGAAUGCACAAUUGCUGAUUCAGCAGUCUACCUUGGAAAAUGAAAAUGAGUCCAUAAUCAAGGAACGUGAGGAUCUGAGAUCGCUAUAUGAUUCACUCAUCAAAGAUCAUGAAAAACUGGAACAGCUUCAUGAACGGCAAGCUACUGAAUAUGAAUCUCUAAUUUCCAAACAUGGAAACCUUAAGUCAGCACACAAGAAUCUUGAGGUGGAACAUAAGGACUUAGAAGACAGAUACAAUCAAUUGCUGAAACAAAAAGUGCAAUUAGAAGAACUGGAAAAAGUUCUCAAAGCAGAACAAGAGAAGAUGCUACAGCAAAACAAAAAGCAUGAAACAGUAGCAGCGGAAUACAAAAAGCUUUGUGAGGAAAAUGACAGAUUGAAUCAUACAUAUACCCAGCUUUUGAAAGAAAAUGAAAUUCUCCAAAUGGAUCAUAAGAAUUUGAAAACAUUACUGAACAGUUCUAAACUGGAACAAACAAGGCUGGAAGCUGAAUUUUCCAAACUCAAAGAGCAGUACCAACAGCUGGAUAUUACGUAUACAAAACUGAAUAAUCAGUGUGAGUUGCUUAGCCAGCUAAAAGGAAAUUUGGAAGAAGAAAACAGACACCUGUUGGAUCAAAUACAGACAUUAAUGCUGCAAAACAGAACGUUAUUAGAGCAGAAUAUGGAAAGCAAAGAUCUGUUCCACGUUGAACAAAGGCAGUAUAUUGACAAGCUAAAUGAAUUGAGAAGACAAAAAGAGAAAUUGGAAGAAAAGAUUAUGGAUCAGUAUAAAUUUUAUGAACCAUCUCCUCCGAGAAGGAGAGGUAAUUGGAUUACUCUGAAAAUGAGGAAACUGAUAAAAUCAAAGAAGGAUAUUAACCGAGAACGCCUCAAGUCUCUAACUCUGACACCAACCCGCUCAGAAUCUAGUGAAGGAUUUCUUCAGCUGCCACAUCAGGACAGUCAAGAUAGUUCCUCGGUGGGCUCAAAUUCCCUGGAAGAUGGUCAGACCGUGGGGGCUAAGAAAAGCAGCAUGGUUGCACUGAAAAGACUGCCCUUUUUGAGGAACAGACCGAAGGAAAAAGACAAAAUGAAGGCCUUCUACCGUCGCUCCAUGUCCAUGAAUGACCUGGUGCAGUCCAUGGUCCUAGCAGGAGGACAAUGGACAGGUAGUUCUGAGCAUCUGGAGGGUCCUGAUGAUAUAUCUACGGGUAAAAGGAGAAAAGAAUUGGGAUCUAUGGCCUUCUCUACUACAUCCAUCAACUUUGCAACUGUCAACUCUGCUGCAGGCUUGAGAUCCAAGCAGUUGCUUAAUAAUAAAGAUGCUACAUCUUUUGAAGAUGUAAGUCCACAAGGAAUUAGUGAUGAUUCUAGUACAGGAUCAAGAAUUCAUGCUUCCAGACCAGCCAGCCUUGAUAGUGGCAGAACAUCCACUAGCAAUAGCAAUAAUAAUGCCUCACUCCAUGAAGUCAAAGCAGGCACAGUUACUAACCAAAGCAGGCCACAAAGCCACAGCAGUGGAGAAUUUAGCCUGCUUCAUGAGCAUGACGCAUGGUCCAGCAGCAGCAGCAGUCCCAUCCAGUAUUUGAAAAGCCAUGCCAGGUCUAGCCCCAUGCUCCAUCCUAAAAUGUCAGAAGCAAUGGAUAGACAAGGAACGCACAGAAUUAAAACGGACUCCCCUGGAAGUGAAGUGGUUACUCUGCAGCAGUUCUUGGAAGAAAGUAAUAAAGGGACUUCGGCUGAGCUCAAGUCCUCAAGCCAAGAUAAUCUUUUGGAUGAAGUGAUGAAAUUUUUUUCUGAAAAUGCUGAAUUAGUCGGAAGAGAUAAAUUAAGAAAGCAGUCAUCAGGCAGCGGUGGUAUUGCCAGAUCACAGAGUGUGAAAAACACAAUGGAGUUCUCUGAUGGAAAGUCAGCUAAACAAGGACACCUUACAAGGCCCAGCUCGCGUAGAAUGGAAGAUGCCAACUUUGCAAACUCUUCAAAAACACUUACAGCAGGCACUAAAGGAAGGGCCAGGUCUGUUAAAGAAAGUGUACAAUCACAACGACAAUCAAAAGAUUGUAAUCCUUAUGCGACUUUACCUCGUGCAAGCAGUGUGAUUUCGACUGCAGAAGGAACUACUCGGAGGACAAGCAUCCAUGAUUUUUUGUCUAAGGACACCAGGCAGCCAGUAUCAAUUGAUCCAACUCCACCUACAGGUGACAGAAGCGUCCCAUCAGCUUCUAAUGUGGAAGCUAAACCAGAAAACAGAAAUUCAAAAAGCAGGUCUAGGGAGCAACAAAGCUCCUAAUUCUAUUACCCCCACUACAUGAGAUGUGGGCCAAGUGGUGAGUUUUCUGCCCAACAUGUAAAUGAGAUUGCUUUCAUUUACAGAGGAGUAAAAAACUAACAUUUAUAAAUGAAAACAAGUGCAAUUUGCAUUAACAGUUGUCAGUACCGCUUGCAUUAAAUGGCUCUUGCUUACUGUAUUCAAGCUAAGCCAGCAUGUGACACUUACUUAUCUACCCAGGCAAGGAGUGUCCAGUCUUCUAAAUCCACCUUGCUUUUCUCAUAUAUGUCUCCAAUAAUAAAUCACAGUGUAUAGUAGCAAGUCACUAUCCAAAAAAAUGACAUUGCGUUGUUCAUUUGGGGACUCCUGUGCAAUCCUGUGCCAGUGUAACCUUUAUGUUAACUGCCUCUAAAGAGCCAGCUGUAUUAUACUGCAUAUAAGUUGGUCAUUUUCUCAAGCAUAUACAUUUUGAGGCUACAGUAAUACCCAUUUUAGAAUGUGAUAUAUGAUCAGAGCCAUGCAGACUCUAUAGAAACAGAUUUUUUUAAAAAAAAUUACACCCAGAAACAGUUUAGGUUUUGUGGUUCUGGAUUCUGCGAAUUAAAUAAAUUAAGCGCAGUGCUUCUGAUUUUAUUUAACUGUCAUUUUUACUAUUUUGCAUGAUUUAUUUCAGUUAUGUUGAGGGCACAGAAGUAUCCCUGGCCCUUUGUGUACAUUGGGAAUGUUGUUCAGCCCCCACCCCUCCAGCUCCUGAAAAACUUGUUUUCAAGCAUAUCUUUGCAGUCCUAAGGACUUGAAACCCUAUCUUUAAAAAAAACCAUGAAUUACCGUAUUUUUCACUCUAUAAGACGCACCAGACCAUAAGACGCACCUAGUUUUUGGAGGAGGAAAACAAGAGAAAAAAAAACAUUCUGAAUCUCAGAAGCCAGAACAACAAGAGGGAUCACUGCACAGCGAAAGCAGCGAUCCCUCUUGCUGUUCUGGCUUCUGGGAUAGCUGUGCAGCCUGCAUUAGCUCCACAAGACGCACACACAUUUCCCCUUACUUUUUAGGAGGGAAAAAGUGAGUCUUAUAGAGCAAAAAAUAUGGUAUUAUGAAACUUGAGUUCUACCCCAAGUAGCACCAUUUGUGCUUUCUUCUCUGUCAAUCACUGAAACUUCCAGCAUAUACACAGCCCUGAAUAGUAAGCAUGUAAAAGCAUAGCUACAGGAAUUGAAAGGCUGCAAUCCUAUACACAUUUACAUGGGAGUAAGUCCUAUUGAAAAUAAUGGGACUUGUUUCUAGGUAAUCAUGCAUAGGCUUGCAGUUACAACAGUGGUGCCCAGAUGCCAUUAUAUAGUAUUUUACUCUUGGCAUUCUAUCUCCCUUCUUCUUUAUCAUUGCUUAAACCAUUUCUAUUGUGUCCUCCUAGUUCUUGUAGUCACUUUACUUUUUUAUAUCUCUUCUGUAUCUUUUUAAGCUUUUCUUACGUUUACUUCUCUUUCUACUUUUCACUUGAACACAGAGAGAAAAGUGUCCUUCAGUAUCUCAGUGUGAAGCCUUUAUUACUGAAGUAACAAGGCAUCCGGCUAUAGGAAUCAUGUUGUGUUUUUAAAAAUAGUUGAAGGUUUUUACAGGCCUACAUGAAAAGAACAAUCAAGAAAUAUGCAUCUUCUUUCCUUGAAUCAAGGAGCUGUGCUGGUGUCUCCUGCUGAAUUUUUUUAAAGAAGGAAUUUAUUGCACAUUGCACUGUUAAGAUCUACUGAAUAAAGGAGAGCUUUAACCUCUCUAACGACCAAGGGUUGUAUGGCCUCAAGAUUUGCUCCAGGAACUCAACUGCUUUUUUUUUUUCUUCAUUCCUUUAUGAACCCCAGUCAUCAACUGCUUACUGCUUCUGCUAAUAAUUAGCAAUAUUUAGUUCUGUAAAUCUGAAAGGGGAGAAGGCUGUAGUAUAUUGUGGAAUUUGUUGUAAAUACAGGUACAAAAAUGAACCCCUCAAGCUUAUUUUAUUGGUUUGCUUAAUUUGCAUGAUGUUGCUCUUUGUAAAAUGAGACUGCUGGUUAUUUUGGUGCAAAUAGCAAGAAAAAAAUUGUUUAGGUACCUGAAAACUUAGCUAAACACUUUAAUCCACACUCGACAUGAUUUUAUUUGUUCCAUGAGUUUUCAAGGCAACAAGUUAUUUUGCAAAACAAUACAAUUGGGGUGGGGUGGGGGCAGGGAAACAAUGGAAUUAAUAUUCCUGGAACUUUCUAUGUCCAAUAAAACAAUCUGUUUUCAACAAAUACAAAUUUUGGAACAAAACUGUCUUUAAGUUAAAUAUUUUGUACUUUUACUUGUGUUUUUUAAUUUGUGAUUUUGUUAGCCUAUUAUGGUUUAGGAGGAAGCUUUAUGGGGGAAGACGAAGGUAAACAAGGUUCUGAGAAGCAUUUUGAAGCCAUUCCUUUUAUUAAGGCUCUUACUAAUAUUUCCACCUUUUUGUUCCUUAUAAUUGUAUAUGAAUUAAGAUUUAUUAAUGCUGUUGGUACUUUGAAAAUAUUUGUUGUAUGCAUUUGUCUUAAAACUCUUGCAAAGAGCACAGGAAAAUAGAUUUGGUUAAUCCUGGGAAAUGUACAUGAAAUUAUCCUGGUUUAUAUUAAAUUUCAAAGGUUUAUUUUCUUACGAGUCACUAAAUGUAUUAAUAUUUCCAUGACAAUAUAUCGCAUUUUAACCAUUUAACCUCAUUGGGUUCAUUCAACCUUGCUAAUAUUUAUGCACGUGGGCAUCCUUAAACCUCACCACGCUUUAUUUUCAUCUCAGCCAAACUAUUUGCAAGGAGUUGUACUAUAUCUAAAAUCCCAUCCCUUGCUAAUCUGGGGCCCACCAGAUGUUUUGGUCUACAACUCCUAUCAGUCCCAGCCAACAUGGCUGCUGGCUGGGUCUGCUUCAUCUCAGGGUUGUGGGUUCAAGCCCCAUGUUGGGCAAAAGUUUCCUGCUUUGCGGGGGUUGGACUAGAUGACCCUCGUGGUCCCUUCCAGCUCUACAAUUCUAUGAUUCAAUAGAGCGUUUUAAUCCAAAACAUCUGGAGGGUGCUAUGUUUGUGAAGACCGACCUAGUAAACUCCUGUUGGGCUGGGACCAGCGCUCCCUAUGUUAAUAUCAAACAUUUUUUUUAAA
Molecule: messenger RNA, 9666 nt
Organism: Podarcis raffonei (Aeolian wall lizard)
Lineage: Eukaryota; Metazoa; Chordata; Lepidosauria; Squamata; Lacertidae
Gene: CCDC88A
Product: coiled-coil domain containing 88A
Exons: 32
Coding region: 905-6556 (1883 amino acids)
Biological process (GO): cytoskeleton-dependent intracellular transport; cytoplasmic microtubule organization
Cellular component (GO): cytoplasm; centrosome
Molecular function (GO): microtubule binding; dynein light intermediate chain binding
Source: RefSeq, a predicted model, not a curated record